UGGAUCGUUACAAAACUCUCUCGUCAACCGAUCCGGCCAAAUUGUACGAUUCUGUUUAUUUUUCGUAUAGAACGUGCUCGUAGUUUAAUCGUUAUUUUUAACGAAUACUCGUGCCGGUUAUUCGCAACCUCGCCCGUCGUGUGAUCGUUGUUGACUGUUGUUUACAACAAAAUUUUAUCAGUGUUAAAUAAAGAAGUUUCGUUCGGGACUGAUAAGCAAAGUGUUACCGACAGUCAUCUGCAUGGAAAGAAUCAACUGUUAUCAUAGUUUUUUUACUUGUUACGUAUUGUUCGAUAUCGAUCAGUGAUAUAAUAUAUCGAUCGUGGAUCGAAGGAUACUCGCUUUUCUGGUUCGAGGUCGUUGAACCGGUGGGAUCUUCGAUCUUGAGCGUUGAUAGUUUUAUCCGACAAAGAGCUUCGGUUAUUCGUGACGCGAGUGAUCGUUCGCGAAAGAAUUGAACGUCAAUGUCAUCCUCGGAACUGAUGCAUUUUAUCGCUACAGCGUGUAACGCGUGGCGUCUUAAAGUGUGGUUAGGCUGCUCCUGAAGGUGUAUCUGCGGUGCAGAUAUCGAAAGAAGGAAGUUAAGCGUGUAACGAAUUCUUCCACUGGUUUCUGGAGUUCGGCGACGCAAUUGGCGCCAAUGAUGAUUUUCACCGGCAGGUCAGUGGACGCUCUCGAUGAAGUUCACGGUAGCAACGUUCAGACGGAUAACCGUCGCGACGUGAGCGCCAUCGCCAUAGCCGCAGGAUGGUUCUCCAGUCUGCGCAGACCCGGUAAAAGGAACAAGAAGGGCUAUCAAAAGCAGGCCAAGAGCGCAUGGGACCUUAGCACAUUAUCUACGCAACUGAAAGAUGAGCUGGGCGAGGUGGUGGCCGAGAUGGAGGCGAUGGAAGGCGGCGGUCUCGCAGCCGACGAGACGAAGCCGUCGAACAAGGCCAAGCAGACGUCCAUCGGCCGCAAGAAGUUCAACAUGGACCCUAAGAAGGGCAUCGAGUACCUGAUCGAGCACAAUCUCCUGGCACCGACCCCAGAAGACGUCGCUCAGUUCCUCUACAAGGGCGAAGGACUGAACAAGACCGCGAUAGGCGAUUACCUUGGCGAACGACACGACUUCAACGAGAGGGUACUCCGCGCGUUCGUCGAGCUGCACGAUUUCACGGACCUCAUCCUGGUCCAGGCCCUUCGACAGUUCCUCUGGUCGUUCAGGUUACCCGGUGAAGCUCAAAAAAUUGACCGAAUGAUGGAGUGCUUCGCGCAGAGGUACUGCCAACUCAACCCGAAUAUAUUCACCAACACGGACACCUGUUACGUCUUAAGCUUCGCCAUCAUCAUGUUGAACACGUCCCUUCACAAUCCCAGCGUCAAGGAUAAGCCCAGCGUCGAACAGUUCAUAUCUAUGAACCGUGGAAUCAACAAUGGCGGCGAUUUGCCUCGUGAACUACUCGUGAGUUUAUACGAAAGUAUAAAGACGGAACCGUUCAAGAUACCGGAAGACGACGGCAACGAUCUGAUGCACACGUUUUUCAAUCCCGACAAAGAGGGCUGGCUAUGGAAGCAAGGUGGACGUUACAAGAGCUGGAAAAGGCGGUGGUUCAUAUUGAACGACAACUGUCUGUAUUACUUCGAGUACACGACCGACAAGGAGCCACGGGGCAUCAUUCCCUUGGAGAACAUUCAGGUCAGAGAGGUGCAGGACAGGCACAAGCCCCACUGCUUCGAGCUAUACGCUGCUGGCUCGGAGUUUAUUAAGGCUUGUAAGACGGACAGCGAGGGAAAAGUUGUCGAAGGGAAACACACCGUGUACAGAAUGUCUGCGGCCACGGACGAGGAGAAGGAGGAGUGGAUCAAAUGUGUGCGGCAGAGUAUAUCGCACAACCCCUUCUACGACAUGCUGGCAGCCAGGAAGAAAAAGGCUCAAAAGACGAACGUACACUCCAAGAGUUAAACUCUGCCGGUAACACAGCUUCGAGAAGAAGCUUGGCGAGACACAAGACUGUCUAUUCACGAGCCUGUCUGGCCACCAGGAUCGUGGAG
Messenger RNA from Megachile rotundata (alfalfa leafcutting bee), 2034 nucleotides. It is a transcript of the gene step, whose product is annotated as cytohesin steppke. The record is from RefSeq and is a predicted model, not a curated record. Gene Ontology annotation, molecular function: guanyl-nucleotide exchange factor activity. Lineage: Eukaryota; Metazoa; Arthropoda; Insecta; Hymenoptera; Megachilidae. Gene Ontology annotation, biological process: regulation of ARF protein signal transduction.